CCUCUCUCUCUCUCUCUCUCUCUCUUUCUCUCCCCCUCUCUGUAAGGGGGUUUCUGAAGGACAACAGACAGUCACUUCUGUAUGGCAGGGACGCUUGUGCUUGUCAUCUGUCAAAUGGGGAGAGAGCGAGAGCUGGAGGGGCGGAGGGAGGGUGAGAGAAAGGGAGAGAGAGAGAGAGAGAAUCAGAGAAACAGUGGGACAAUAAACUCUGGACUCAUUGUGGACCGUGUCUGUUUAACAGGAGUUCAUUGUAGUGGUCAAGCAGCCAGGCAGCAAGGCAGGCUUGCAUCUUUUUAUUUUUCAAUCCAUAAAAAUAACCAAUAAAUCUCAAUAUUCCUAAAAAUCUUAUUUAUAUAAAUCAUCAGCAUCCCAGAGAAAAUACCGCGUGGCAUCUUUAAAAGGCUGCGACUAUGAAGGCAAUGGGUUUUGGAACAGACAGAGAAGUGGGUAUUAGCAUUAGUCUGACUAGAGCUUAGUGUGUGUAUCUGUGUGUGUGCAUUCAUGUGUGCCAGUGUAUGAGUGAGUCUAUGUGUGUGGGUGUAUUUAUUGUUUUUAAAUUAAUUCCUAAUUUGUUUCUGUUUUUAAUAAUGCCGUACUGUUUGUGAAGAUCUCUGUAUGUGGUUUAUCGAGGUGUGUUAAAUAUCUGAAUAUAUAUAUAUGUGUGUGUAUGUGUAUGUGCCUUAUGUAUACACACACACACACGCGCGCACACACAUAUAUAUAUAUAUAAAUAUACAUGCACACACACUGAGAGGAGGGAGCGAGCAUGUGCAAGUGGCAGAGAGUGUGAAAGAGACCUGGCUUAGUACGUACAGGUAUUGAUUUUGUCCUAUUGAUUGCGAUGUUUAGCCUAUAGAUUUUCUAUUUAAUAAUAAUCUAUACAUGCCAGGCGGAUUUUAGGUUUAUUUCAGAUGAUGGCUAGCAGACAAAGAAGCUGAUACCAAAAGUACAACUAAAAAGUAGAUUUCUAUAAUGUUAUAUUUUAUAUAAAUAUUUAUUUGACUAUUUCUGCAACAAUAUACAAAGAUUUUGGAUAACCUUGCUAUUUCUCUUUUUUUCUCUUGCCUUUUUUGUUUUAGAGAUAAAAGAAAAAAAUUCAUAGUGAGGUCUCCAAAGCACAGUGGAAAUGUAUAAUGUGAUUAUGGAAAUAUAAAAUAAUUAUAUUAAUAAUAAGUAACAAUAAUAAAGUAAAAGAAGACAGGCAGAUGCAGAGAGAAGGAAAAAAGGAAAGAAAGAGCUCAUCUCACUUCUCUGUCUGUUCACUGCAGCUACAUUUUUAUCUUUGUGUUAUGUAUUAAUUAAUAUCUAUUAAGUUGCAUCAAUUUUUGCAGUCGAGCCAUUAAAAAAAAUGAAUAAAGAAUUAAAGAUAAAAAUCCAGAGUCCUUGAGAACGAUGGCUCCCUCCUUUGUUGUGCUCUUUUAAGCUUGCCACAUUUUUUUUUUCUCUUUUGGCUUUUAAUUUUCCUGCUGGUUUUUUCGCUUCUCCGUGGCUUCGCUCGCAGGCUGCCUGAGCGAGAUUCAUUUUUCUUCUGGCUGGGGCGAAGGUGACAGCAGAGCUUCCCCUAGCAGUGCUUUGAUUUUGUGAGAUUUCAGAGAGAGAUCCUCUGCUGGCUGCAGCUUCUCACUAUGCUAUAGAAAGAGCCAGCUGCUGCUCACUGCCUUGUCUUCUGUUUCCGUGAGAGAGGCAUCUCAAGGAGCUCAGCUGCUGCUGCUCCCUGCUCUUCUUCUUUUUUUUUGUUUUUUUUUUUUUGUUUUUUUUUUUGUUUUUUUGGUUGGUGCCUUGGCUGCAACUGCCUUUGUCUGUCUAAGAAGUUCUGCAAUUUUGACAACUAGGAGUAACCAGCAUACAAGAAGACGGCUGGGGAGCAAGGAGCAGUGAAGCAUCAUGUUUGUCCCUCUGCCAGUCCCCUUCGUGUUCCAGCGAGCCUCUUCGGAAGUGGCGGCAUGGCGAUUGAAAUCUCCCCUUUCCCUCCGAGCAGCCAACGAAAUAAGAAUGUCAAAGCCUUCAGACAUAGAGAAGCCCAGAGCAGACAGCUUACAGCAGGAUGGUGGAGACACUGAAAGAAAUGGUUCAGACUCCAACCAUCAGGCUCAGACAAUGAAAGGAAGUCAAUUUCCAGCAUCUCCCACAAUGCACACCACUAAGGUAAAAGCUGAAGACUCCAGUGAAAUGUGCCAGGCGCCUCCGCCUGUUUCCACCCAGCCUCCCACCUCGCAAACACAUCUUCCCCAGACACAGCUCAUGCUAGCCGGCAGCCAGCUUGCUGGGCUCACUGCUCUGAUGCCUACGCAGCAGCAGCUGUUAUUGCAGCAGGCUCAAGCUCAGCUUCUUGCAGCUGCAGUGCAACAGUCAAACGCUGCUGUGGCUGCUCAUGCUGCUGCAGCGUCAAGUCAACAACAGCAGCAGCAAACAGCGAACGCCAGUGAGCAACAAAAUAACCCUCCCCAGGCUCCUCCCCAGCUAACCCUCUCCCAGCCAAUCCAGCUUACUGCCCAGGAUAUCCAGCAGCUCUUGCAGCUGCAACAACUCGUUCUCGUUCCUGGACAUCCUUUGCAAUCUCCGGCACAGUUUCUGCUACCUUCAGCCCAGCAAGGACAACAAACAGGUCUGCUAACAACACCAAAUUUAAUUUCACUACCUCAGCAGAACCAAGGAGGGCUGCUGUCACCUCCUGCUAGACUUGGCCUCCAAGCACAGGCAGUAAACAGGGACCCUCAUUUACAGUCUUUGCAGCAGCACAGCCAAAGCAGCAAGUGUGUUGAAACAUCUGGCACACACCCUGAUGAGCCUAGUGACCUGGAGGAGCUGGAACAGUUUGCCCGUACAUUCAAACAAAGACGUAUCAAGUUGGGCUUCACACAGGGAGAUGUAGGUCUGGCAAUGGGCAAGUUGUAUGGCAAUGAUUUCAGCCAGACGACUAUCUCACGCUUUGAAGCCCUGAACCUUAGCUUUAAGAAUAUGUGCAAGCUGAAACCUUUGCUGGAGAAAUGGCUGAAUGAUGCAGAGACCAUGUCAAUGGAUACCACACUCCCCAGUCCCAAUCACCUCAACAGCCCCCCUCUAGGCUUUGAAGGCCUGCCUGGUCGCCGCAGGAAGAAACGCACCAGCAUUGAGACCAAUGUCCGUGUGGCCUUAGAGAGGAGCUUUAUUGCGAACCAGAAGCCUACCUCAGAGGAGAUCCUGCUUAUUGCUGAGCAGCUGAACAUGGAGAAGGAGGUGAUACGGGUUUGGUUCUGUAACCGGAGACAAAAAGAAAAGCGCAUCAACCCAGCUAGUACAACACCACCAUUGCCCAGCCAGCAAUCGACUCCACAUAAAGCCCCCAGUUACAGCCCACAUUUGAUCACUAGUCAAGGACUAUCCCAGGCCAUCAGCAGCCUUAGCACAGCAGUGACAACAAUGUCUUCAGGAGUGGGCCCAUUGACACCCGCUCCAAUUAAUUCCACUCCAUCACCUGUAAGUCCACCCACUAAUAGUAACAGCACAAGCAGCAGCCCCCAAAGCCACACACCCCUUGGACUGCCUGGACUCAACCCAAACACAGGGAGUUCAUUGUUGGGGGUGAAUGCAGGAAUUAACCAAGCCCUCAUGGCUAACAACCCUCUGGCCACUAUCCAAGCCCUGGCGGCAACUGGUGGCCAACUGCCCAUUACCAGCCUUGAUGCAAGUGGCAACCUGGUCAUAGGCACUGCUGCAGGGGGUAGUUCUGGCACACAGAGUAUUGUGACCUCACCUUUGUUCCUGAAUCAUGGAGGACUGCCUUUGCUGGGCUCAAACACAGGUGUUGGAUUGGUCUCCGUUGCUGCCAAAGCCGCUGCUGCAACUCUUCCUGCUGCUGCCUCCAACUUGAGCUCCUCCUCUUCCUGUUCAGGCUCCUCCUCUUCUUCUUCCUCUUCCAGCAGCAGCAGCGAAUCAGCACAGAGUCCUCCUAUGCUGGGUCUGGGAGGGGCUAAGCCAGAGUGAUGGAGCUCCAGGCCCCCUUUUCCAAGCCCUGUCCAAUCCUUUCCUCCCUUUAACCCAGCACCCUCAAGGUGUGUGCAAGGUGAGGGAGGAUGGGACCAACAUGGUAGGAGCUAAGAAUUCUGGGAGAAAACAAACAAACAAAAAAAAAAAACCAAACCUCGUUUUAUCAUUUACAAAGAAAGACGCAGAAGAUUCCAAAAUGGAAAAAACAAAAAAUAAUAAUAUUGCUGUUAGCAAGAGGACUAGAAAACCAAGGAGAAAAAAAAACACAGGCGGAAAUUUCACACCAAAAAACAGCUUUACCCAAAGGUUCUGUACAUAGUCAACCCGACGCCAGAGGAAAAACUUUAGCGGAUUCUUUUCUCUUUUCUUUUCUUUUUUUUUUUUGUUUUGUUUUGUUUAUAGAAAUUCUGUUUGAAUUUUUUUAAUAUAUAUUGUACAAGUUGAGGAAAGCUGAGCCGUUUGAGGUUAGACCUCCUAUUUUUUUAUAUUUUUCUAUACUUUAAAAAAUGUUUAUUCUUUUUUAUUAUUUUGAUAGUUCUGUUGAGUAUCAUGUUUAAAAAAAGGUUAAAUGUAAAGGAAUUCCUAAAGUUCAAAAGUUUUAUUUAAUUUCUUUAAUUUAUUCAUCUUUUUUAUUUUUUAUUAUUAUUUUUUUUUUACUUUUAUUUUGCUUAAAAUAUCCCAACGACGGGGGAAAAAAAAAAACCAAACCAAGAUUUUGCUGCACUUGGCUUCUGUACUUGUUCUUACUUUAAAUAGUGCCUGCUGCAUCAGGACUCAAUCAACCACCACCAGAAGACGUGUCAGCGCCUAGAAAUGUGUGUGUGAACAAGGCUGGGAUGCUGGAAUGGCUAUCUUCUCUCUCUGUUCAAUGAAUACCUCACAGUGUUACCUUUCAGAAGCCAGCAACAUUUAUAAAUAUAUAUAGCAGUCUUACGAUACAUAUAUAUAUAUAUUUAUAUAUAUAUAUAUAUAUAAAUCACCAAGGGAGGCAGUUUCUUUCAAAGAGCAAAGACAAAGUACCUGCAUUUUUAAGAAGAUUUGCCUCUCUGCUUCUUAGAGCUUUACUUGGCUUCUUGAAGAGACAAACUACAGAAAAAGCCCCGAGUUUUUAUCUGCGGAUUUGUUUGAUUGCUGUAUUGUACCACUGUUUUUGUUGCUUUCUGAGUGUUAUUUAAUUUCAUGUCCUCUUUGAAUACCAAAGCUUUCUUCAAACACAGAGAAAGAAGCAUCGUGCCAUAACAAUGAUGGAGAAGAACAAAAAAGAGACAGCUUCACACAAAACAGUGAAUUAUGGGAGUACUGCAAAAAAAAAUAAAAAGCCAAACCAAAACAAAA
Molecule: messenger RNA, 5301 nt
Organism: Erpetoichthys calabaricus (reedfish)
Lineage: Eukaryota; Metazoa; Chordata; Cladistia; Polypteriformes; Polypteridae
Gene: pou2f2b
Product: POU class 2 homeobox 2a
Exons: 16
Coding region: 1885-3963 (692 amino acids)
Biological process (GO): regulation of transcription by RNA polymerase II
Cellular component (GO): nucleus
Molecular function (GO): RNA polymerase II cis-regulatory region sequence-specific DNA binding; DNA-binding transcription factor activity, RNA polymerase II-specific
Source: RefSeq, a predicted model, not a curated record